ACAGAAAGAUCCUUUUCACUGAAAUUUCUUCUCAAUUUGCACGAUUUACGCAAGCUACAUGUCAUGAGGGUACCGACUCGAGUGAAAGCAACCAUGCAAAACAUUCAACGUUUAAAAGAAUGCUGAAUGAAGGGUUGGAAAUAACUUUAAGUGGGAAUUAUCGAGCGUGACGGAGUGACAUCGUAACAGAGAGCAACGUGGGAUCAAUGGAUAAACUGAUAUCGGAGUUGGUACACCUGGAGGUGGCAGAGCAACAAAAGGUACUGUCAGCUCUAGUGACACCAUUAUCACCUGAGAAGCAACUGUCUCUCCUGCUUCCUGCUGUCUCCAAAGCCUCAGGUUAUGUGAAAUGGCGCCUAGCGGUUACACUAGCCUGGCAGGAUACCCCAGACUUGUUGGAGCUUUUGCCUACCGAACUGCAGGUUAUGGUUCUGCAAUAUUUGGAUGGUCCAAGUCUCCUCACUGCUUGUCAAGUAUGCCAGGGAUGGAACAGAGUACUGAUGAAUCAUGGGCAGCUAUGGCUAAAGAAGUGUCAUCAGCUUGGGGUCAACAUGGAUCUUUUAUCUCAGGGAACAAACUGGCACGAAGUCUACGUGUCAUCUCUACGCCAACUCACAUCUCUAAAGAAUGGCACAGCUUUUGUUGAACGAUUUAUGCAGCUCCAAAACUGCAAUAAAGCUGUGAAGGCUGUUGAUUAUCAGGAUGGAUACUUGUGCACAGUGUCAGAAGAAGACUACGUGAAUAUUUGGCAGUUAGACCUGAACAUCCCCAUCCUGACUUUCCCAGUUGAACGAGCUGUCUCAUAUAUCAAGUUCAGACCCAAGCAGUUACUGGUUUGUGGUCAUUUUGUUGGUAUAUUGACUUCAUGGGACUUGAGUGCGAUGGACAAACAGUCUAGUGUAGUGUACAGUGGUGUGAAUAACCUUUCAAAUGAAUAUCAACUACUCAGAUGCAAGUUCAAAAUGCAUGCUGGGCCAGUAUUUUGCUGUGAUUUUUCUAACGAACUGGAUCUUUUGAUAAGUGGUGGCGCAGAUGACUGCAUAAACUUAUGGUGUCUCUCCUCAGGGUUGAAAGUAAAAUCCUUACCCCAUCAGGAGGCCUGGGUGUUGAGGGUCAUCUUGAUGCCUGUCAAAACUCACUCACAGAAACACUGUGUCAUCUCCAUGACUAGAGACUCUGUCAACAAACUUACAUGGGAUGCGCAUUGCAGUGAAAACUCAGGAACAGCAGAUGUGGGUUCAAAGAAGAUGGGCAACAUAGACCAAAUUCAGAGUAAAAUGUGUGUCCGUUUGAAUGAAGGAAACCAUAACUUCUUUACCCCUGGUCUUCAUUGUAGCCAGAAAUAUAUUGGACUGAUAAAACAAGACAUUGAUGAAAAGCAUGCUUCCCUAUGCGUGUAUGAUAUAGAAAAUUUUGACCUUAAAUAUAAUAUUACAUUGAAUUUUAAAGUGAAAAAACUCCUUGCUCUUGGCAAUAGAUAUGCCUUACUUCUCACUGUAGGAUGUGUUCUGUAUUCCUCAACCUUAAUGGUGGUUGAUAUAGUCACUGGAGAGAGUAUUGGAUCGCACACUAUUCCACAUUCAAAAAUGACAACACCAGAUGGAGCACAGCUGAUGGUCGGGGAUGUUGAGUGGUUAGACGGUCUCAGGGGUCAGGUAUGUCCGAGUUCUGCUCCACCAGCUGUCAAGAGGGAGGAUGAGGGAGCCGAAGAACAGCAUGACGUGCCUGAGGAUCGCGGGAACCUGUGCUUAGAUGCAAGAAUUCAACAACUAAACAUUUCUAGCGAAUCAGAGAAGAGUUCCCUGACGCUGGAGAGGCCGAGUCGCCUCGUGCUGGCGGCCGGGGUGCAGAGCGAACCAGGCAGUUUGUUUACGCUUUGGUGGUCUUACUCGCACGCGACUACGAAGUGCCGAGAUUCACACUGCUCUUCCGUCAACCGUUACCGUCUCAUCAUGUCUCCUCGGUGAAUUAAAACUUUUAAAAGGAAGGGACUGCUUUGAUUCAAAGAGUUAUCUCGUAGAAUUUGAGAAAUAUAAUCGGUGAUUUAUAAGUUUUUAUUCAGAGUUAUGGCAUCAGAUGUGAAAAAUGUAAUAAAUGCCAGUUUCCUACCUGGUUUGUUUAGUUGUCCUAUUCUAUUCCAUAGUUUGUGUUUGAAUAAGUCUUGUCACCAUAUAUGGUGUUUGACAUGUACUGCUUAACAAGGUCAAUCAAUUUUCCAUCCAUGAGGAAAUGGCACUUCUGGUUCCUGCGGCAACUAGUCUGUGAUUGACCGCUGACACCGCUGACAGGGUGUAGUCAACAUUAUCGGCGUUCCGGUAACAGCCCUGGCGCGACACCGUCACGUCACGGCAAAAUAUCCUUCAAAGGAAUCCCUGCCGUAACGAUACCGUGAUGUGAUGGCGACGUGACGGUAACGAACCGUUUGGCGUGAACAGGGCCAUAUGGUGACAUGGAAGAAAUCCUGACAGAACGGUGACGUGAUGAAUGGUGUGACUCGGCCUUUAAUGCUCACCAUGAAUUAUUUCUAAAAGCCUGUUUAUUCAGAAGGAAUUUACUGUCCAAACUCAAGAAAUACGUAAUGGUACAGUAGACAACACAGGCUGAACUCGUCCUGAUUAUGUAUAUCCGUCAAUUUUUCAGUUUCAGGUGGCAUAAGGGUGUGCAAAUUUCUGCAAAAUCGUGCUGUAUUUGUAAAAAAAAAAAAAAAAAAAAAAAAAAAAAAGCCCACGUAAUACUAAACUGAAAUUACAUACCAGUCCAGCAACUACUUCUAUAACAACCCAUCAGGAUAUCCCAUCAACAGUUUCGAACUCUAAACAUUCCCCCACUUAGUCGCAUGUUAUUGAGACGCCGCUGUCCAGAGUGUCUGAAGGGAAAGGAGUCUCUCGUAUUUCCCUUUCAGAUCGCAGUAACAGGUGCCUUGUGAGGAAGGACACCCAGGUCAAAAAAAAAAAAAAAGUUUUUUGAAUGAUUCUCCUUGUAAUGUUAAGGCAGUGGGAAGACUGGUUAAAAUGCACCGUGUUAAGAUCGAGUAUAAUAUUGGACAACAAAGUCUAGGUAUAUCAAGAUAUGCAUAGUAAAAUUAAAGCCCGCUGACAGUCUGCGUGAUAUAAUAUGGAAUGCGUGACUUAGGGAGUGGCAAUUAACUAGUAAAAUUUAUUACAUGCAUCCUUGCCUUAAUAUUUUCACAAUUAUAAUUCUCCCUCAUACGGGCAAGUUGACGCAACCUUUAGGGCAUGCAAAAAUGAUAGAUAUCUGUAAAUCAUGAGGCCUCUGUAUUGGCUUUACGAGCUUCGAAUAGAUGGUUCGAAAGGGCAAGACUCGUAGGAUGCGCGGAGUUUAUUUUCUGCUGAUUUUAUUAUCAGGCAUGGCAUAGGAAAAGCACGAAAUGCUGCACAAAAUAGAUAUCCAGUUCAGAAUGAGUUAUGGAAUUUACUUUAGUAUUAACAUGCUGUCGUAGAGCGUAAAUCAGGGGCUAUCCAGCUGUGUGGAGGCCAUCCCCAUUACACACACACACACACUCACACACACACGUCUAUCUACCCAUCUAACAC
Penaeus indicus is the source of this 3554-nucleotide messenger RNA. RefSeq names its product F-box/WD repeat-containing protein 2-like. The record is from RefSeq and is a predicted model, not a curated record. The transcript is spliced from 7 exons. Gene Ontology annotation, molecular function: protein binding. Lineage: Eukaryota; Metazoa; Arthropoda; Malacostraca; Decapoda; Penaeidae. Bases 207 to 1967 code for a protein of 586 amino acids.